AUGGCAUAUAAGAAAGUCGGCCCCCCACCAAAGGGCUUGCCACCACUCCCCCGCCUCAAAGUCCGGAAGCCAAUCUUAUCGAAGUCUACCAACCAAUGUUUCGUCUUCAUGUCGAGCUUAUUGAACUGCUGGGCCUCGAACGGCGAAGCCAAUAGCGUCUGCUCGGGCUUUGAAGCUGAGUUAAAGAAGUGCAUGGAGACGUAUAAGCCUGCCAAGGAGCAGAUCAGCACUAUCAAUUACCAUGCGGCGCGGUUGUAUCCUAAGUUGCGGGGCAAAGUCCAUGAUUGA
Molecule: messenger RNA, 288 nt
Organism: Lodderomyces beijingensis
Lineage: Eukaryota; Fungi; Ascomycota; Pichiomycetes; Serinales; Debaryomycetaceae
Source: the annotation of a GenBank genome assembly